Messenger RNA from Varroa destructor (honeybee mite), 1351 nucleotides. It is a transcript of the gene Rpn10, whose product is annotated as regulatory particle non-ATPase 10. Gene Ontology annotation, molecular function: polyubiquitin modification-dependent protein binding. Lineage: Eukaryota; Metazoa; Arthropoda; Arachnida; Mesostigmata; Varroidae. Gene Ontology annotation, biological process: proteasome-mediated ubiquitin-dependent protein catabolic process. Gene Ontology annotation, cellular component: nucleus; proteasome regulatory particle, base subcomplex; cytosol. The record is from RefSeq and is a predicted model, not a curated record.
AAUUUCUGUUUACAGUACUUUCGAGCAAAAAUGAACCCUACCACCGCAACAGCAGAGUGAUACGUUAUGUUGAAAAAAAUUCAUUGCGAAUGUCUCUACUAGCAAAAACUGGAAAGCAGACCGACUCAGCGCAAAAUGUCGGGAAGGUCUCUUCUAAGCAGCUCCAUACAAACGUGCAAAAGUGUAUCUCCGCAUUCAAAGAUGUGGAUAACUCGGAGUACAUGCGAAAUGGCGAUUUUCUUCCGACACGUCUCCAGGCACAGCAAGAAGCUGUUUCUCUGGUGUGCCAUUCGAAGGCGCGCUCCAAUCCGGAAAACAAUGUCGGGCUGCUUACGCUAGCAACGACAGAGGUUCUGACCACGCUGACAUCCGAUGUGAAUCGCCUUUUAGCAAAGCUGCACUCGGUUGAACCGCAGGGGAGCCUGCAGUUAAUAUCAGGCCUACGUAUAGCGCAUCUUGUUCUCAAACAUCGUCAGGGCAAGAAUCAUAAAAUGCGUAUAGUUUGUUUUGUAGGUUCACCUAUUGCAUGUGAUGCAAAGGAAAUGGUGAAAUUAGCUAAGCGACUUAAAAAAGAGAACGUCAAUGUUGACGUAAUUAACUUUGGGGAGGACGAAGCAAAUGCGGAAAAGUUAAAAAGUUUUGUUGAAACGCUAAAUGGUGGGAGAGAAAAUGCAGGUUCGCACCUGGUCACCGUAACUGCGACACCCCACCUUAACGAGGCGCUGAUUUCGUCACCGAUUAUCCAGGGCGAAGACGGCAGCGGCGCCGUACCAGCCGGCGGGUUUGAGUUCGGAGUUGAUCCAAAUGAAGAUCCUGAACUAGCUAUGGCACUACGUGUGUCCUUGGACGAAAUGCGACAGCGUCAGGAGGCCGAGGCUGGUAGUGCCCCAAGAGAAAACAUCCGAUCCGCAACAGCUACUGCGGCCGCUGCGACCGGGGCCGCUUCAGCAGAAGAGGACGGGCUUGAAAAAGCGCUACAGAUGUCGAUGCAACCCGGAGCCGAAUCAGGAUCUACAAGCUCAAAUCCGCCAGCUAGCCAGCGGGCUUCAGAGCCGAACUUUGCAGCCAUGACAGAAGAGGAACAGCUUGCAUACGCAAUGCGAAUAAGCUUGCAGCAACAGGAGCCAAUGGAAACUGAUGACGUUGCAAAAAAGGAUGUCGAGAAAAAGGAGUAGCGUAUUCCGGCGAUAAGUGACAACAAAUGGAUUAAACGCAAACAAUUGUUCGUAAAUAAAUGGAAUGUAUUCACAUAGAUCAAACACUAUAUUCAUCUACAUACGCAACCGAUUAAGAAGUACUGUGUGGUAUUAGCUUAGGGUACACAUAUACAUAAGGAUUAUAUGCAUUCUAU